AUGGUCCUCUCAAAGCCUGAAAACAAGCAUGUCAUGAAGCAAUUCGACCUGCAUGGCAAGGUCAUUGCGGUUACUGGCGGUUCGCGAGGUAUCGGCCUCGAAGUGGCCAGAGGCCUUGCCGAGGCAGGCGCUGAUAUUGCAAUCAUCUACAGCACUUCCAAGGACGCUCCCGAUACAGCCGCUGAGAUCGCGAGUGCCAGCGGCGUCAAAGCCUCGGCGUAUCAGUCCGAUGUCCGGGACGCGAGAAAGAUCGAAGCCACCAUCCAGCAGAUCGCCAAGGACUUUGGUCGGCUCGACGUGGUAGUCGCCAACAGCGGCAUCGCCGACCACUACGCGGCUGAGGACUGCACGCCGGAGCAAUGGAGCGAGAUUAUGCGAGUCAACUUGGACGGUGCCUUUUACACCGCUCAAGCCGCCGCCCGCAUAUUCAAGGCCCAAGGUCAUGGCAACGUCAUCUUCACGGCAUCGGUCAGCGCCAUUUUGGUCAACGUGCCUCAGAAGCAAGCUGCCUAUAAUGCGUCGAAAGCCGGUCUCGUCCAUUUGGCCAAGUCGCUGGCCGUCGAGUGGGUGGACUUUGCUCGCGUCAAUUGCGUCUCGCCGGGUUUCAUCGCCAGUGACAUGUUGUCUGUGCACCCUGAAGCAUGGAGGAAGAAGUGGUUCGAAAUGAUUCCCGCCAAUCGUGUCGGUGACGCCUACGAGCUGAAAGGCGCAUACGUAUUCCUUGCCAGCGACGCUUCUUCCUACAUGACCGGAGCGAAUAUGUGA
Messenger RNA from Cyphellophora europaea CBS 101466, 765 nucleotides. RefSeq lists its product as uncharacterized. Gene Ontology annotation, molecular function: oxidoreductase activity, acting on NAD(P)H, oxygen as acceptor. Gene Ontology annotation, cellular component: intracellular anatomical structure. Bases 1 to 765 code for a protein of 254 amino acids. NCBI's taxonomy places the organism in Eukaryota, Fungi, Ascomycota, Eurotiomycetes, Chaetothyriales, Cyphellophoraceae. The record is from RefSeq and is a predicted model, not a curated record. The transcript has 5 exons.